UAUAAAGCUGAUUAAGAGAAAUGCAGGCUUGCUUUACUGUAACAUGUUGUGUCAGUUAUAAAACAAAGUAACAGGGUGUGUUAUAUAUCGUAUCUUAUUACACUCCAUGGAGUACUGAAGAAAAAUAAAUGUCUCUCGAAUUUAAAUAGGCCAGUAUUCAUUCUACACUAUGUCUGGUAAUGAGAGUGGUAAUAGAUGUUGAGGUGACCAGUAUCGGUUCUGACAGUUCUACGUUGCUUGUAAAUCUUGUUUACCUAAGCAUCUGUGGUAUGGUCAUACAUCUGGAGCGAUAUCCGUACUUUAACUUUUGUGAUUUAACCUGGGAUGGUCAUUACUUGCAGUAAAUG
Messenger RNA from Acanthoscelides obtectus, 347 nucleotides. The record is from the annotation of a GenBank genome assembly. Lineage: Eukaryota; Metazoa; Arthropoda; Insecta; Coleoptera; Chrysomelidae.